AUGAGCCGGCUUACUAUCAAGAACAUUGAAUUCACAAAAGAGCAGACUCGAAGGAAGUCUGACAGGUAUGGAGAGCUUGCAGCGGGGAUCACAUUCGAGCUGGUCGAGAAGUACAUGCUGAGGAUUCUUGAGCUUGAGGGCUACGAGAAGUGCUGCAUCGUCAAGGUCAACGUUGCGCAAGACAGGUUGAGCCCCGACAGACGUUCGCUCAAGGAGCUUGCGAGGGUGAUGAAUGCGAAAAGGGACUCGCUAAAGAACUUUGCGAUUCUCAAGAGGCUGGGGAGCUUCAGGGUGCAUGAAGCAUGGGAUGAGAAGAGCUACCAGAUCGCCGAUGAUGCUCCAACGCACGUUGAGAAUCUUGUUUGGAAAAGGAAUGCAAGAGGAGAUGCAGACGUCGACGAGGACGGCGAAGAGGAAGUUAAGCGGGAAGAGCAAGAGAGAGAGCAAGGGGAAGAGGACGAGAACGAGAACGAGGAUGACUUGUCGGGCUCACAAGAUGAUCCAAACCCGAACGGGCAUGCUGCGAAUAAACCGGCAGGGGAGAAUCAAGGAUCGGAGCUCAGGGCCAUUCAGGAGGAGUUCAGCCAAGACAUCUCCAACGCUUUGAACGUCCCAACGGCCGACGUCUUUGUGGCCCACAGCAGCUCUAUUGCAGCUGGAGGCAGCAACAAGCUGAGUUUCCUCUUGACGAUCAGAGACAGGCGAGGGAGGGAGAAGGUCAAGGAGAGUUUAAUGAAGUUGAAGAUUCUGCAGCAGAACAAAAGUCCUUCUAUGAUGGGAGUUGUCUCCUCCCUGAUCAAAGUCAUCAUCAUCCACCAACUUGCGCAAUCUGUUCCUGUCAAGGAGAAGAAACCCAAGGAAACACACAAUCUUGACGACGAGAAUUGGAAUGAAGCAAGAGACCUUCUCAUACGCAUCUACUGGCUCGACGGAGCCAGAAGGAUAGUAAGAUCCUCGCACAACCUCAAGUCCACCGACUCCAUGAGAAAGCUUUGCAACAUGCUGAUGGAGACAAUGCUGAAGAUCGUUAUCCACGACGAGGAGGAUCGCUUCCAGACUGCCUACCCGAAGCAUUCCCCUUACCUCACUACCGUCAGGAAGUCAGGCAACACGUGGGAUGUGACGACUCCGUUUGUCCUAACGAGGACACCAAGGGUGGAGGAGGAGCUGAUCUUGAACACAAGGACCAACGUGCACCUGCAAGUCUCCGAAGCGAUCAGGCCUGCGGGCAUCAUGGCCGACGUCACCGAGAGUGUCACGUUCUACGUCUCCUUCCUCGACCGCAAGAGUCCCCUCUGGCCCACCAUGAAGGGAAAUCUCUCUACAGGAGACGUCGCUGGGCAGCGCCAUGGCUGGAAGCAGAAGAAGGAGGAUGACGAGGAGAGGCUGUCGGAAGUAUCCCUAGACACUUUCUUCCACGGAGCUGAGGAGAGGAGGGCCUCUGCUGACCCUCCACCUGGGAGUCUCGAGCUGAGAAAUCCCUCCGGGGACGAGGAGUGGAAGGAGGUCAGGACGAGAGGAAGGUGGAACGAGAGGUCUUCGAUCGGGAACCUGCGUAUCCUUGAGAGGUCAGGAGAGGCUUCUUGUGCCCUCAUCAGUUGCUGA
Guillardia theta CCMP2712 is the source of this 1605-nucleotide messenger RNA. RefSeq lists its product as hypothetical. The transcript has 13 exons. NCBI's taxonomy places the organism in Eukaryota, Cryptophyceae, Pyrenomonadales, Geminigeraceae. The record is from RefSeq and is a predicted model, not a curated record. Bases 1 to 1605 code for a protein of 534 amino acids.